CUCUCACUCAGGGUCUUCUCUUUAUUUUCUCGCCUUUAAUCCGCUCUCUCUCUCUUUCUCACUGUUUUUUUAUGUCUCUGUUAUGAUGACCAUAUAUUAUAAUCUAAUUUCCGAAAAAACAGAAGACAGAUGUAUUUAAGAUAGAAAACCCUUGCAUUUAAGGCUGAGUUUUCCUGGUAGUUACUAGUUACACUAGGUUAGUGCUUGGGAAUAUAAAAUGAAGGAGAGUGGUAGAAAACAAGGUGCAGCAUCCCCAUGCGCAGCAUGCAAGCUUCUUCGGAGGAGGUGUGCUCAGGACUGCGUGUUUGCUCCUUAUUUCCCAGCUGAUGAGCCUCAAAAGUUUGCCAGUGUGCAUAAGGUCUUUGGUGCUAGCAAUGUUAACAAGAUGUUACAGGAGUUGCCGGAACACCAACGAGGAGACGCUGUAAGUUCCAUGGUGUACGAGGCAAAUGCCCGGGUGAGGGACCCAGUGUACGGUUGUGUUGGAGCUAUAUCAUCACUGCAGCAACAGAUCGACGUUCUUCAAGCCCAGUUGGCACUUGCACAAGCUGAAGUGGUGCACAUGAGAAUGCGCCAAUUCUCGUCCACAGCCACCAACUCGCCGGAAAACGCCUCACCCUCAUCCAAGCACAUAACACAGUCUCAGACCAGGUCCCUUUUUACCAUGGACAUGGAGGCCAAUCUUGGGGAGUCCUUGUGGUCAUGCUAGGCUACACUAGCCUGCCUUCUCUUUUCUAAUAUUACUAUCAUGGGUUUUCUUUAUUGUCUGCCUCUUUUUUGCUUUCU
This is a messenger RNA of Ilex paraguariensis (yerba mate), 786 nucleotides long. NCBI's taxonomy places the organism in Eukaryota, Viridiplantae, Streptophyta, Magnoliopsida, Aquifoliales, Aquifoliaceae. The record is from the annotation of a GenBank genome assembly.